This is a messenger RNA of Aureobasidium musti, 735 nucleotides long. NCBI's taxonomy places the organism in Eukaryota, Fungi, Ascomycota, Dothideomycetes, Dothideales, Saccotheciaceae. The record is from the annotation of a GenBank genome assembly.
CCUCUCUUGGGAUUGAUUUCCCUCGCUCUUGUGGCCGCCGGACUUCUCUUUCAAUUCUUCGUCAUUCUGUCCGGCGUGUCAAACACCACUNNCCCCCUCAACAAGACAUACUUCAUUGAGGUCGACACAGCAGGAACUUCGGCUCCUCGCAAUCCCUCUCGCUGGACUUUCUUCUACAUCUGCGGUGCUCAGAAUGGCCUUAACGCAAACUGCGGUGCUCCCGUCCCUGCUCUGCCUUUCGACCCCCCAAGAAACUUUGGCAGCGCCCAGGGCGUCCCUGGAGCAUUCAUCGGAACUCACCACUACUACUACCUAUCGCGUUUCAUGUUCGCUUUCUACCUGAUCGCCCUUUUCUUCGCCGCCAUUGCUUUGUUCACCGGUCUCCUUGCUCUCUGCACUCGCCUUGGCUCUUACCUCUCUGGCCUCACUAUCGCCGUUGCUGCCUUCUUCCAGGCCCUUGCUGCUGCUCUUAUGACNNUGCAUGCUUCGUCCAAGGCCGCAACGCCUUCCGUCGCAAUGGAUGCCCGUCUCGGUCGCUACGGCUUCGGAUGGACCUGGGCAGCCUUUGCCGCCUACUUCAUCGCCAUGGUUCUCUUCUGCGUUGGCGGUGCUGUUUCNAAGUCUAGCGACCGCACUCCUCGCAAGGGCGGCAUGUUCGGUCGCAAGGCUAGCACCCGCUCCCGCGGCAGCUUCAUCGACUCUGAGAGCCAGAGACGUGUCAAGGAAGAGUACGAG